ACUGGUACCGAACGUAAAGACGUACGAUUCAAGAUGGCCCGCGCUACGAACAGAAUUCGUCUCGAAGAAGACGAUAUUUUUCCAGCUAAAACUGAAGGUCCUGCAAAUGUUUACUCUUCCACGGCUUUUCUUUUAGUCAAGCCAAGAUGGAUGCCCGAUGAAGAAGCUCAUGUUUGUCCACUCUGUGCUCAAAAGUUUAACCAACUACGGCGCAAACAYCAUUGUAGACAAUGUGGGAAGRUUUUAUGCAACAAGUGCUGCAAUGAAAAGGUUCCAUUACCACAAAUGGGUUUUGAAGACCCGGAAAGAAUCUGCGAUUUCUGCCUUCCAGUGACGACUCUUAUUACAAAGUCACGAUCACCUCAAUUGGCGUUCAAGCUAGAAUCAGCUCAGUCACUCGCAGAGAUGUUCAAAGAUCCCCCAAAUUUGAAGAAGUGUGUUGAACUGGGCGGUGUGCAGACGAUCAUCUAUCUUAGUCAGAGUAACAGUGAUGAUGUCAAAGCUGCAGUAUCAGAUGGACUAAAAACACUAUCCACACAUAAUCCUCUGCACUCUAUGCUGGCCAAGUGUGGUGCAAUCAAAGCAUUAUGUGGUAUUUUAUCAUCAACUAAUGAAAGCCAUGAGAAAACUCUACUAGAUGGCAUAAGUGCACUUAUGAUAUUCUGUAAGUCAGAAGAACUUAAAGCACAAGCACUAGCCGAUGGAGCACUUAACCCUGUGUUGUCUUUAUGCGCAAUGAAAGAAGAAAUUGCUUUACUAGCAAUGAUGACACUGAGCCACAUUGUCGAACAUCAUGGCAACCUAGCACCACUAAUAGAAAGUGAUAGAAAUGCUUUACCAAGAAUCUUAGCAUUAACAAAGGCAAAUGAUGAAAAAAUACAAGAAAUAUCGCUUAGAAUAUUAUCUCAAAUGUCAAUGGGAACAGAUUGGCAACGACACAGAAUUGUACAAGAGGACUUCUCAGCAGGAAGGUGUUUAGUGCAUUCAUUAAGAAGAGGACCAAGUAACUUACAGGUCUUGGUGAAUGCAUCGUCUCUAAUUGCAAAUCUUGCUAUGGGAGAACAAGACCAGAUGUCAUUGAGGGAUUGCCUUGAAGCCAUGUGCAAAGUGAUGACUUCCCAUGCAGAACACAAAGAUAUUCAGACACAUGUAUCCAGAGCCUUAGCAAAUUUUUCACAAUUUCAUCAAAACUCAUCGAUAUUAAUUGGCUCACUUACACAGAUAAUUAAAGUUCACCUAAAGUCAGAUGAUGAAAUUAUCAGAUGUCAUGGACUACGAACAGUCAUGAAUCUCCUUUCUCAACAAAGAGAACAAACAGUGGCGCAACUUAUGAGGGAAGGAGCAAGUGAUGUUCUCACGGCUUUAGGAACAUUUCCUGGUAUUAUUGAAGCUGUUCAGGCAUCCUUACUGCAUAUUGUAGCACCUCUAACUCCACCUUAAGCAAGUGCUGGUCAUUUGUGUAUGUAAAAAACUAUUUUUGAAUACAGAAUACUGCACUACCAUAUGGUGCAUUCCUAGACUAAAAUGAAUUAUUUCUAUAAAGCUGCAUGUUAGCUACAGUACAUUACAAAAUUACAAUUAUAAACAAAACAACCUACAAAGCAUUUUGGUAUGCAGUAUCAGUAUUCAAAAGUCAACAUUUUUGAAACAGUGGCAUUAAAUAAGAACAUACAAGAUAUAAUCUUUUAGAUUAAUUGUAGCAAUAACCUGAUAAUUUGGCAUUAGUUUCAAAAUCCAUUUUUGAGUAUUAUUCAAAGAUAAAAGGACUGUUAUUUGUAUAUUAGCUAUAAUGCUAGAAUUGGCACAGGUAYUUUUGUUAAUCCAGGAAAUUGUUUAUCCAGAUUAAUUGAAUUUACAUUUUAAACAUAUUGGUAAAGUACAAUUUUAGUACAACUCACAUUUUUGUACAAUUUUGUUGAAAUGAAAUUUUACCCCUUGUAAAUAACUUUGUAAUCCUAAAAAUUUAUGUAUAAAAAUAUGGUUUAUAGAAAUAUUAUUCAAAUUUCAUAAUUAAGGGAGUCAUAGUCACAAGUCUCCAUUCAAAGCAUUAGUUUUUUAUAUCAUAAUUCUUUAAWUCAAAUUUAUAAUCAAUUGUAAAAGUAGCCAUGAAAAGUGAAAUGAAAUAUAAUUUAGGAAAAGUAUUCAUGAACACCGUUAGCUGUAAAAGUAAAACAUUUUUAGAUUUGUAAAGAUAAGCAUACAUUUACAGAGGCGAAUCUAGAUUUUUUUCACCAACAGAUCUAGGAUCUAGGUUUUCUUUCAUCACUUGAGAUGAAAAUGCACAGGAAGACCAAGCUCUGUAUGAUAGCCUUUGUUGUCAGCUUUUCACAAUAUACAGUUGUCAUUAAAUGGUUCCUUUUUCAUCUUCCACUCAGGCUAAUAAAGGCUUCAUAUAAUCUUAUUUCAUGAYAUUCCUUGUGUAGGAUUUGCUGGGUUUGUUGUCCAUUAACAGGUUUUUUUCCAAACGCAAGGUUUUAUCCUAUAGUUUGAACUGUAAAGAUAACAUUCAACAUACAUUAAAUAAACAAGAGAGAUUUUCUUUCAAUUAAAGAAUAAAAAUGAAGAAUAAAAAAUAAAGCUAAAAAUAUAAGA
Messenger RNA from Exaiptasia diaphana, 2592 nucleotides. RefSeq lists its product as uncharacterized. Gene Ontology annotation, molecular function: metal ion binding; protein binding. Lineage: Eukaryota; Metazoa; Cnidaria; Anthozoa; Actiniaria; Aiptasiidae. The record is from RefSeq and is a predicted model, not a curated record. The transcript has 17 exons. The coding region runs from base 34 to 1440 and encodes 468 amino acids.